GUGUGCGAUAGAGGAGUGAGGCCUAGUCUGGACCUGGGCAACUGCUGAAAACAUUAAAAUAGACAUCAAAAUGACUUCCAGGAUUAUUUUCUUUGGUUUUCUUGUCCUCGCACUGUCAGGAACUGAAACAAUAAGUCUUAUCGGCAAGAGUCACAAAGGAGACAACCCUCUGCUCAAUUAUGUUGUGAAUAACUCUUUAAGGGAGGAUCCAGUGCUGACUAAACUGCGCCUGAGAACAAUGGAAGAUUCAGAGAACAGUAUGAUGGUGGCUCCCGAGCAAGCUCAGUUCAUGGCUAAUCUAAUAAAACUAAUAAAAGGCAACAAAACCAUUGAAGUGGGCAUGUAUACAGGAUACAACGCUCUGAGUAUGGCUUUGACCAUUCCUGAGGAUGGCCGAGUGGUGGCCUGUGAAAUUGAUGACGAUUAUGUGCAAAUAUCCAAAGCAUUCUUUAAAGAGGCUGGAGUAGAAAAGAAAAUUGACAUCCGCAAUCAACCUGCACUUAAAACGCUGGAUGAACUCCUUGACGCUGGUGAAGCUGCAACUUAUGACUUUGUAUUCAUUGAUGCAGACAAGAAUAACUAUAAAAAUUACUAUGAAAAAUCCCUAGAGCUUAUUCGUCGAGGUGGCAUCAUAGCAAUUGAUAAUGUCCUUUGGGGAGGGAGCGUCGUAAACCCUGGCAAGGAUGACGUCAUCUCUCAGACCAUUGACCAGUUUAAUAAAAACCUCCACAAAGACCAGCGAGUGGAUCUGAGCAUGCUAACCGUGGGUGAUGGCUUAACGCUGGCUAUUAAAUUGUAAUCCUGUCCCUAAAAAAAGUGGCUAAUGAUGGGCCAUGUAUAAUUGUUUCUGAUAAUUAAUUGGAAGUUAAUAAUAUAGUAUGUGACUUUUUAUUACACAAAAAAACCCACUGAUCACUUUUACCAUCUGUCUUCAGAAAGUUUGAAUCAAUUGAAAAAGGUUGUUUACUCCCUAUUUUUGGGACACAGAUUUAUUUAAAUACAGUUUGAGUUAACUCUGUAGCCCACUACAGUACUGUUGCAGCUGGAUGCCGACAUAUUCAAGCAGCAAAGAGUAACAGAUUUCACACACUUUUAUUUUCUCUUUAUGGACCUAUUUAAGGAAUUGACUGACAUCAGAACUAUCAUACUAUACAGACCACUUGAUGCUCCUUUGUGACUAAUUGCUAUAUUAACUUGAGUGUGGAUUACAACAUUAAUCAGACAGCAAAAUUACUCCAUUUUUUUUUCCCCUAGUAGAAACAGAUCAUGAUAACCAAAUAAAUCUAAUUCAUGGUGACAGUUUGCGUUUCUAUGAUACACAGUGCACUAUUCAAAAAUUAAUCCAUGUUUUUAGAAAUCUGGAACGUGUCAAAAACACACCACAUCUAAUAGUUUGAGUUCAUCAAAUAGUUUAGACGUUUACCACUGCAACCUACUUUAAUUUACUUUAUAUGGAAAUGCAGUGUGAAUAGAGUCUAAAUAUAAACCCUUAAAUUCAACAUGACAAAUAAAAGAAGCAAAAAACGAAGCACUAAUCUUUUACUUUUACAUUAGACAUUUAUGCUAAAGUAACUGUAUUUAUUUUGACACCUGUUUUGUUCAAUGGUCCUUUAACAGUUUUUUGCAAUUAUAAAUGUAUUGUACUUGUACUACAAGAUGAUUUUCAAAACAUCAACAAAAACUAUCUGAACAGGAAGAAGAUUAUGUUAGGAUUGUGUUAAUCAUGAACAUUACAAUUAUAGGGAAAACGUGGCUUUUUUCCUAUUGUAAAUUUUGCAUUAGCAACAAAGUCACGGUAGAAUAUUUAAAGAUUCUAAAUAAUAUGUACUCCACAAAUAAUUAUGAAACUGCAAUUCUAAUCACAGUGAAGUGAAGUACUGACUUUUUGAUAAUU
Molecule: messenger RNA, 1894 nt
Organism: Clarias gariepinus (North African catfish)
Lineage: Eukaryota; Metazoa; Chordata; Actinopteri; Siluriformes; Clariidae
Gene: comtd1a
Product: catechol-O-methyltransferase domain containing 1
Exons: 7
Coding region: 71-799 (242 amino acids)
Molecular function (GO): O-methyltransferase activity; S-adenosylmethionine-dependent methyltransferase activity
Source: RefSeq, a predicted model, not a curated record